UGUAGACUUCCUACUAAACUGAGGACAUUGAACGUAUCAACGCUUUCCGCUUCCGUGUAGGUAAUUCCGGAUGUAUCGAGGCGGAAGAGUGUUAGCUGAAAUUACGUUUCAACCUUCAGCAGACGUUUUUGGAGAUCAGCCAUGGGGAAGUCUUUUGCCAACUUCAUGUGUAAAAAGGAUUUUCACCCUGCUUCAAAGUCGAAUAUCAAAAAGGUAUGGAUAGCAGAGCAGAAACUCACUUUCGAAAAGCGAAAGCAGGAAGACCUGAUGCAGGCAUACCUGAAAGAGCAGGACACCUACAAUAACAGGGUUUUGAUGGGGGAUGAUCGAGUUAAAAAUGGCCUCAAUUUCAUGUAUGAGGCUCCACCAGGAGCAUCAAAAGAGGAGAAGGCAGAGGAGGGAGAAGAGGAGUACAAGUUUGAAUGGCAGAAGGGAGCUCCUCGAGAAAAAUAUGCUAAAGAUGACAUGAAUAUCAGAGAUCAGCCUUUUGGGAUACAGGUGCGCAAUGUGCGCUGCAUCAAGUGCCACAAAUGGGGCCACGUGAACACCGACAGAGAAUGCCCCCUGUUUGGGCUGUCAGGCAUCAAUGCCAGCUCUGUGGCUUCAGAAGAGACAGCAGGUCCCUCCAUGCACCCCUCCGAGCUAAUGGCCGAGAUGCGUAACAGCGGCUUUGCCCUGAAGAAAUGUGUCCUUGAUCGGAGCGCAACCAUUUGUGAUACAUCACAGGAAUAUGUUGCUAGCGAUCAAGAAGGAGAUCCUGAGGUGGAAUUUUUGAAAUCUUUAACAACAAAGCAGAAACAGAAGCUCCUCAGGAAACUCGAUCGUCUGGAAAAGCAGAACUCCAAGAAAAAGAAGAGUAAAAAGGAGAAGAAGAAGAGGAGCAAAAGGAAGCACAAGAAAAAGCACGAGAGCAGCGACAGCUCAAGCGGGAGCAGCAGCGACUCAUCCACUGGCUCCAGCGACUCCGACGGCAACUUCAAGAGCCAUAAGCGACAGAAGAGCAAGAAGAAGAAGGCGUCCUGCCGGGACAGCAGCGCCGAGAGGCCAGAUCAGAGCCGCCAGAAGUCCUCAGCGAGCCCUCACGGCAGAGAAGGUCGACAAACGCGGAUGCAAAGAGGAAGGAGCCCGGAGGAGGAAAGGAGGAGGAAGAAGGACACGGCGGAAGGAGGUCGAGAGGAAAAACGAGAGCGCAGCUGCAGCGGUGAGAGGGCCAGAGAGCGCCACCUCGGAGGAGAUGCUGAGAGGAAGAGAAAGGAAAGGGCGGUGGGUGAGAGGAAUCGAAGCAAAGGCAGAAGCAGAAGCCGUGGCAGGAGUAGUAGAAAACACUGAGGGCUGGAUGGAUGGAUGGAUGGACGGUUUUCUUUUCCAGGACUUCAGGCAUGCAUGCAUUUCCCUUUCCUACCAGUAGAGAGAGGCAGUGGACAAAAUAUCAACAUUUGCUUCACUUUACGCUGUCAAUAGUAUGCAUAUACACUUAACUGGUAAGACGCUGGAGAAAUAAGGGUUUGUUUGUUUUUUCAUUCUACAUUUUAACAAUAAUCCAACAUCAAACAAGACUUAAUUUACAAUUGGGUUUCCUGUGUUAAAUGAAUGGCGUUCACCGUGAAUAGACUGUAAUGUUCUCAUUAAAUAAAUCAUGUUGGAACUCUCAA
Molecule: messenger RNA, 1652 nt
Organism: Syngnathoides biaculeatus (alligator pipefish)
Lineage: Eukaryota; Metazoa; Chordata; Actinopteri; Syngnathiformes; Syngnathidae
Gene: cirsr
Product: corepressor interacting with RBPJ, CIR1
Exons: 10
Coding region: 142-1329 (395 amino acids)
Biological process (GO): negative regulation of DNA-templated transcription
Cellular component (GO): nucleus
Molecular function (GO): transcription corepressor activity
Source: RefSeq, a predicted model, not a curated record